Messenger RNA from Amoebophrya sp. A120, 6494 nucleotides. The record is from the annotation of a GenBank genome assembly. Lineage: Eukaryota; Dinophyceae; Syndiniales; Amoebophryaceae.
AAGACUGAAGAACAGAGUGUCCUCCCAUAGUACCCAUGAUAAGUUACAAGGUCUUGUGCUACCCAUGUCUACCUGACUUCACUCCCGCCCAAUUUGUUAUUCUUGUUCAUUGCAUUCUGCUCAACAUGCGACGUCUUAGCUCGUAUAGUCUUCCUCUCGUCCAGCGACCUAGACAGGCAGUUGCAUUUUCAAUUUCGUAGUAAGAAGUGAGUAGAACGACAGUAGAAGUACGACAGUAAUAAAAUCCUCCAAUGCAACUCCAAUUUUCAAUUUUCAGAAAUCACCUCGAAAACAAGACACGCACGCUUCGCCCAACCGCCAAUUUGAUGAAUUUCUUCUACCAAAAAUAGUGAGGAGCCGAACCGAUCGAAUAAUUGGUGAAUUACGAUGUAACAGUCAGAUAUUCACUCAACUCAUCGGAGAGAAUAAGUCCUUCAAGGCUGUGUGAUACGUACUUUCAUUUGAAUCGGAAGAACCAUGCCGCCGAAGAUGGCUGUCAAGGGCAAGGCGGCUGCCAAGCCCCCGUCGAGAAGCAGCAGUCCUCAAGCCAGUGGGAAAAAAGGCAAAAAACCCAUCUCAUCUUCACCCGGCAGCGCCAGCAUGAAGAAGGCUCCAUUACCGGUGAAAAAGAAAAACGAGAAGGCGUCUCCCAGUAGGAAGAACGCCCCGCCAAAGUCCCCCGGAAAAACAACCGCAUCAUCGUCGUCCUCGUCGUCUACAAAAGCCGCGAUGAAAAAGCAGGCGAGUCCGGGAACGCGCGGGAACCCCGGAGGAAUUUCAUCUAAGAAGAAGGACCACAACAGCAAUAAGCAACAGUCAUUGAAGGCUAUUCCGGAGGACGAAGCUGUGGACGAAAGCGAAGUUCCGGAUUUGAACGCGCAGCAGCAGAAGGCACUGAAGAAGCCGAUGAAGAAAAAAGGCGACACGACGACCGGUAGCGAGUCCGAAACCGGCGGCAAGAAACACGUGGGGACGAAGUUGCUGCCGCCCCUCGCAGAGUGCUGGUGGGAACCGAAAUCCAAGAACUGGGUGGCGCCGCAGUCCAAAGAGGAUUUGGAUGAGGAGCAGGUCGACCACUGCGUGAUGGACGCCUCCUGGGUCAUCCAGGAAGUGCCGUCCGGCCGGUCCACCUGCCGACGAUGCGGUGAGUUCAUCGAAAAGGGGCUGUACCGUGUCGGGUACCCGGUGAAAGACCGACGGGGCGACUACUGGGCCCUGUCGCAUUGGCUGCACCUCGGCUGCGCGAGCUACUCCUUUUUUCAGGACCCCAGCCUGUGCGAAACGAUCUUCGACAAGGGGAAAAAGGCGAUAGUACUACAGAUAGCUACUGCUUGCUUUUUUUUUAGGCGUUCAAUUAUUUUGUGAUGCAGAGUCGUUCAGACCGAGAGGGGAAGAAUGAAUUUGAAUUUCUAGACUUGUAUUGCAUCAGUUGUAGAUGGACCUUGUUCUUUUUCGCUACUUAUACGGAAACAUGAUGAAUAUGAUGAAACAACGUGAACGAUUUAUCAGACGAAGGACCUGUGCACGAGGGAAAUGGUGAAUUUCGCGGAACUGCCUGCGGCGGAGAAAACCAAAGCCCUUGCGGAGCUGCAACCGAAGGAAGAACAGCAGGAGGACGAGGACGAGGAGGAGGACACCGGCCCCAAGCCGACGAUGCAGGUGCAGGGGCUGACCGUUCCGCUGCUCAAGUUUCAGCAGGAAGGGCUGCACUGGCUCGUCGGAAAAGAGAACGACGAGAAGACGAAGGGCGGAAUCUUGUCGGACGAGAUGGGGAUGGGCAAGACGAUUCAGAUGAUCAGCUUGAUCCUGAAGCAGCGCAAGUCCCCCACACUGGUCGUCUGUCCGACCGCAGCGGUGUUGCAAUGGCGAAACGAGAUCCAUCGGUUCACGAACGAGAUCGAAGUGCGGGUGUACCACGGCGGCGGGAGGUCCGCGUUGCUGGAUUUCACAGCGGACGAUGUCGGGAAAAUCGUGGUAAUACUGACCACCUACCAGACUAUGGAGUACGACUACCGACAGGUCAUCAACGAGCACAAAGUGAAGUGCGAAUACUGCGGCAAGGCUUUCCUUCCCGACAAGCUGCAGUUUCACUUGACCUACUUCUGCGGCCCGGACGCGCAGAUGACCGAGGCGCAGCAGAAAACCAGCCGCAAGGAAGCGGUGGCGAAGCAGAUGAAGAUCGGGGGCAAGGAUUCCGGCAUCAACUUUGACCCGAUCCACAGUCUGCGCACCGCAACCAUGCAGGCGAACAAGGAAAUGUGGAAAAAUCUGCGGGAAAACGAGAAAAACAAAAAAGUCGGCUCUGGUGGUGCAGCCGCGUCCUCGUCUUCCAGUAGUACUAAAGCCGCAAAUGGAGGUCGGAAGUUGAUGAUAGGCGGUUACGAAACCAACAUCGACUUCGCGCCAGCAGCGAAAUCUGCGAAAACGGGGGACAAAAAGGGCGCGGGGAAAAAGAUGUUGAAUGGAAGCACGACCGGAACUACUACCGCAGCUUCUUCAUCAGGAGACAAGUCGAUGAAUAACAACAUGCCCUACCUGCCGUUUCCGAUCUCCGCGCUGCCGAAAGAAGCGCAGAACCAAAUUCUUGGCAAAUCCUCAAACCAGAAGGAAUUGGAAGACAAAGCGAUGAGUGCGUGGGAAAAAGUAAAGAGUAAGAAGAUGAAAACUGGUGGCGGCACUACAACAAAGGAGGCGAUGAAAACUAGCACAGGGACAACACCAAAUUCUUCCUCCUCGUCUACCAACACCGGUGGCGCGUCCUCCAGUUCGUCGAAUGAUAACGACAAGAAUGACAAGAGCACGAACGCUUUGGAGAGCCUGCAGGUUGUCCAGCCGAUGAAAAGAUUACGGGGCAAGACCGACAUCAUGGAAAUGUCCGACGUGACGUCGGCCGAGAUGGAGCAAGCGAAAUUGAAGAGCACGCAGAGCCAAGCGACGCAAGGCUCGCCCUCCGCGAAAAAAGCGAAAAAGAGGAAAACAAGUAUCGGAUUUGUCUCCUGCUUCUAGUUCUUUUUUGCGGGACCCUAUGCCUAAUCCUUCGAUGUGCGUUCGUUUAUGGGUCGCUUGUGCGACGAGAAAUUCCUGCAUGUCGAUAACAAAGUAAAAGAAAUCUUACUCUUUUCAAUAAACCACAGUUGUCCUCUCCACGAAAGCCGAAAAAGUUGACGGUGAGAUGUUGGCCAACCUUCUGAAGAACAAGCCGCAGUACAAGCUAGUCUUUGAACAGCGGGUGGAGAACAAGCAGACCAUUCAACUCGGCCCGAAGACUUUUUCGGUGGAGCUUCUCACGUACGCGUUGCAGGAAUACGAGAGGGAUUUCGCCGAACAGGGGAACAACUUAGCCAAGAUUUUGAUUAGCAAGCCGCAGUACGUACCCUUGUUUGAGACUCGAUUGCAGAAACAAGAGGCUUUGCAGCUGGCCGGAGCGACGUAUUCUGUCGAGCUGAUCGAGUACGCGAUGGAGCAGUUUAGACAAGACGAGGAGACGAAGAAAACUUCUUCUUCAAAAGCGAUGAAAAGUAAAAAAGCCGGUGGUGCUGCAGUUCCUUCCGUGAAGGAAGAAUUCCUAGUUGCAGACGACGAUCAGGAUGACGCGGAGGACGAGGGAGGGAAAACCUCCAAAAUGAAGGGCGUGCCCACCGCAGCGAGGAGUCGAGGUAUUAGACUGAUAGUUUUAGAUACAGCGAAAGAUAUGUUGAUACAGCAGGGGUUUUGCAUGUGCAGCUUGCUUGUUAUUUUCUGCAACCGCAUGACAAACAAGUAGACCUUCCGUAAUAAAGUACAUUCGGAAUGCAGAAGUGAACCUAUUUAAUGAUCAACUAUCUAUACAAAUCAACCUCAGGCGCCGCCGCGGCCACGGCGAACAAUAAACAAACCACAAAGGCCAAUGCAACUAACCAAGACACCAUUGAGGACGCCGCCCUGCUGUGCGAGCCCGCGGAUGACGACGCCAUCCGCGGGCCUCCGGGAGCCCAGGAGGACUUUGAUUUUACCAAGUCCCCGCUGUUCAACACGGUUUUCGAGCGCGUUAUCCUCGACGAAGCGCACCGCAUCAAGACCCGCACGACGUCCACGUGCCAAGCCGCAUUUGCGUUACAAUCCAACACGCGGUGGUGCGUGUCCGGCACGCCGUUGCAGAACCGCGUGGGGGAGUUGUUCUCUCUGGUCCGCUUCAUCCGGCUGAAACCCUUCGCCUACCUGUUCUGUCAGAAGAAGGGGUGCGAUUGCUGCCUGCUGGACUUCAAGCUGAACGUGGAAGGGGACUACAUGUGUACCAAGUGCGGGCACGGGAAGGGACAGCACCGGAACUACUUCCAGCAGCACAUCACCCUACCGUUGCAAAAAUACGGCAACAAUGUCGGACUCGGGAAGAAGGCCAUGCUGUUGCUGAAGAACGAGGUGCUCGCCCGGUCGGUGCUGAGAAGAACAAAAGAGGAGCGGAAGGCGGACUUGAACCUCCCGUCGUUGACGAUCCAGGUCAGGAGGGAUCAAAUGUCCAAGGCGGAAAAGGAUUUCUACCAGUCGAUGUACAUGCAGACCAGCACCGAGUUCAACACCUACGUGGAUAAGGGAACUUUGCUCCACAACUACGCGCACGUGUUCGAUUUGAUCAUGCGGCUGCGGCAGGCGGUCGACCAUCCGUACUUGAUUAUCCACGGGAUGGGGUCGAUCGGCCAGGCGAACAUGCCGUCCAAGUCGAACAAGAAAGAAAACGACAGUCGCAUGGUGUGCACGCUCUGUCAAGACAUCUGCCAGAAGCAGGUGAUUGCGAAGUGCGGGCACGCGUUCUGCACGGACUGCGUCACCGAAUACAUCGAAGACGCGCCGGAAAUGGAGCAGGGCGGCGUUGGCUGUCCGGCCUGCUUCGCACCACUCACGGUAGAUUUGAACCCCGCAAGUAGCAACGACGAUGACGAUGAGGACGAUGAGAACAACAAUCCGAGCCCGAGCGAGGAAGAGUCCUCCGACGGGGAAAAUAGCUCGGAAGAUGCGGGCUUGAAAUCUUCACCAGCUGAUGCAACAAACGACGAGAACAAUAAUAAGAAGCCAACUAAACCGGUGAAAAAAACCGCAAAAAAGCAAACUUUCAUCGACCAGAUCAACAUCGAGAACUUCGAAUCCAGUACGAAAAUUGAGGCUUUGGUUCACGAAAUUCAGAACAUCCCGGCCGACUCGAAGGCGCUGGUGUUUUCGCAGUUCAUCCGGUUUCUCGACCUGAUCGAGUUCCGGCUGAAGCGCGAGUGCAUCCCCUGUGCGAAACUGAACGGGUCGCAGUCGAUCCAGUCGAGAAACAACAUCAUCGCGGACUUCCACACCAACCCGAUCGGGUCGAAGGUGUUGCUCGUCUCCCUGAAGGCCGGCGGCGAGGGGUUGAAUUUGCAACGCGCGAACUACAUUUACGUGAUGGACCCCUGGUGGAAUCCGGCGGCGGAAUUGCAGGCCAUGCAGCGAGCGCACCGGAUCGGGCAGACGCGGCCCGUCAUUGCCAAGCGGUUCGUAUUGAAGGACACGAUCGAGGAAAAAAUUCUGGAGCUACAGGCGAAAAAGCAGGCUGUGUUUGACGCGACGGUCGGAAAAUCCGGGGCCGCCUGGGGAAAACUCAGUGCGGAAGACUUGAAGUAUUUGUUUACGCAAUGAAGAAAUGAACACCGAUACUGAAGAUUUUUAUAGCAUCUGACUCUUGUCAUGCUCAUGAGCAUAACCAUCCUUCCACGUUGAUCAUGUGUGCAGCUGUUUUCGAUGUUGAAUUUUAUGGCGACAAGAAAUGAUGUUAAUCCUUUCUCGCACGUCAAACUAACCUAAACAACGAAUGAAAAGUGCAAAAAGAAUAUAGGGCCCCCUUGAGCAGAUCAAGUUGAGCUUCUUUUAUGAUGCUUUGAGUCUUUGGACUUGAAGGAAGCGAAUUUUCCAUUGUCACUUAUGCAAUAAAAGCGAAAAGCUAAGCACAGAAGUUUCCGUUUCUGUUUGUGCAGAUGAUGCAAUUUCCCAUCGAAUUGCAUUUUCUUCUCCGUCUUUUAGGAAGUUGCAAAAAGAGUAUCGCAUUUUUUUCUGACCUCUCACAGUUGCUUCAGAAACCGGGACAAUAACCACCAAGUUGUGACGGUAGUACCUUGCUCUGGAGUAGUAGGAUUGAAACUAUUUGAGGCCACCCGACAACAUUUUUCGUCGUGACCUUUUUUAGUCAUUCAAAACUUCUACUCCCUAAAAGUUCUGCUUUUAGGACAAUGACGUCGACGCUCUACUAAAAAUUCCACAUCUAAAGUUCGUUCUGACUUAAUAUUUCUAGUAUUCUGUUUUCCGAACUGUAUACCCUUUUUGGCUACCAAGAAAAUCAAACCUUCCUCCUGCUGCCCACAACACCCUGUCAUCUUUCAGCGACCAUUGGGAAGAAGACCCAGCAGCAUUAGACGACAAAAUACGCGACCUUUUAUUUGGCGACUUUCCGCUUUUUCGCGACGCAAUGAAGAUAAGAAAAAAAAGUGAGGAAAUUAUAU